This is a messenger RNA of Limulus polyphemus (Atlantic horseshoe crab), 3867 nucleotides long. Its product is annotated as DENN domain-containing protein 5B-like. The transcript has 26 exons. The record is from RefSeq and is a predicted model, not a curated record. Bases 187 to 3813 code for a protein of 1208 amino acids. Lineage: Eukaryota; Metazoa; Arthropoda; Merostomata; Xiphosura; Limulidae. Gene Ontology annotation, molecular function: small GTPase binding; guanyl-nucleotide exchange factor activity.
CAACAAGUGUCAACGCUAUUAUAUCCAAAAUCGUUGUGGAGAUUAAAUUGCGCACAGGUCUUUGCUUAGUUCAAUUUUCUUCACGGAAUAAGUAGUUGUAGAAUGUUUCUUGUUAGGCUUAACUUCUUAGGAUGUUUUUCUUUAUAACGUAGCUUGUAACUUAAACUUAAAGUGACGUUUACAAUUAUGAAUCUGGGAUCACCAAAUUUUGAUAAAAGAUUCGCAGACUAUUUUGUUAUUUGUGGCCUAGAUUUUACAUCGGGGUUGGAGCCAGACCAACUUUCAGGGGAUAAUCUUCACUGUACUCCUUUGGAUAGACCUUAUCGAGCCAAAGUUUUGGCACACUACCCUGACAAUGUGCCUUGGAACCCUUUUGAUGAAAAAGCUGUUGGAAUGUUAUGCCAUCCUCGAGGCCUGUCUUUUAGGACACAGAGGCAUACUCAUAGUCCAUCUUUUCAUUCAUUUAUUAUCACUCGUGAAGAUGGAACCCGAACCUAUGGCCAUACCCUUACUUUCUAUGAAGAAGUUAGGGAUAGACAGAUCUGUGCUGCCAUGCAGACACUGCAGGCAAUGCAUCUUACAGAACUCAGUAGCAGUAAAGCUCAAGCAGCAUUGGUGAAUGGUGAUUCUGGAGGUACUCAUUCUUUACCUCGCUCCUUUAAACUAGGAUCUCGGCAACAUUCUGCAAAGGACUCGCUAUACGAUGUUAUAAGAGACACCCUUUAUGUUACCAAGUGUAUUUGUCUAAUAACUCAAUUACCCAUAAUUGUGGCAUGCAGGAGUUUUCUUGAAGGUCUUUAUAGUCUUGUGGCUUCACAAGAUCCACCACAAUUACCACUAGAGUGUUAUGUAUAUAAUAUCUUGUAUGAGGUACCACUGCCACCACCUGGCCGAAGUCUUAAAUUUUCUUGCUGUGGUCAAUCAGUCAUGUGCCAAAGGCCAGGUACUGGGGAAUUGCCUCUGUUUGAGUACUCCUUACGGGAAUUUUUUCACACUUUAGGUGUGGUCAAUGCAGUUAAACUUUUUUCUUGUGUGUUAUUAGAAAACCAAGUAUUACUUUGUUCUCAAGAGUACCAUAGGUUGAUGUUAGUAGCUGAGUGUGUCUCAAUAUUGUUGUUCCCUUUUACAUGGCAACAUGUGUAUGUACCCAUUCUUCCUGCCUCUCUCCAGCAUUUUCUAGAUGCUCCAGUUCCUUAUGUCAUGGGAUUACAGCAUAGCACAGAGGAUAGGUCACAACUAUGUAUACCUGGAGAGGCAAACUUGUGUUUUGUUGACAUUGAUAACCAGAACUUAGAAGUACCAGAAGAUACUCCAACAUUGCCAUACAAAACAGACUUAAUAGAUGAAAUAUGUGAUAUAUUUGACAAAUUUGGUAUUCCUCAGCCAGCAAAAGGUUUAGAUAGAAAUUUAAAUGAAAGAGUUUCACACAGACAACAACAUUCUCGGAAACUUUCAUGGAGUUUUGAGAGUGGAGACUCUGGAAUGAGCAGUUCAGACAGCAGUGCUCGUAGCUCUUAUACUAGUUUAGCCAGCACUCAUAAUCACAUUCUACAGCAGAGUGAAGCCUUACAAAGGAUAACAGCUAUAGCAAAAAGAACAGGAGUUAUAACAUCUUUUGAAGACUUACAUAAACCAAAGAAGCGUGAUUCCGAUAGAAGUAACAAGUCGGCUAUUAGUAAAGGACUAGGAAAUGGACAACAGUAUAUGGAAGAUCUUAAGUUUAAUAAUGCAAUUCGUGAAGUCUUUCUGAAUAGGUUCAUUCAAAUGUUUAACUCUUAUGAUCAUUUUGUUAUUCAGCCGAGUCAGCAAGAUAUGGAGCAGUGGAUUAACUCAAGAGAAAGCAUGCAGAACUUUGACAAAACCUCUUUUCUCUCUGAUCAGCCAGAACCUCAUCUUCCAUUUCUUUCUCGUUUUAUUGAGUCUCAAAUGUUUGCUACUUUGGUGGACAACAAAAUCACGUCUCAGUGGGAGGAGCCAGACAGUUAUUUAAAGGUGUUUGAUUCACGAAUAAAGCUGAUUCGGGAGAGGCACAGAGAUUCCCUCAUUAGAGCACCUUGUUAUGAACCAUGUGCAACUUUCAGGGAUACAGAAGUUGUCAUCGAUAAACGGGCCUCAGUUGCUGAUGUUACAGCUCCCUCACCUCGAGCCUUAGAAGUUUUGUCAGAGAUAAUAAGUAGAAGACGACAUAUUGCAGGCCACUUUCCUCCGCUGGAUGUCUCUGUAUUGAAUCGAGAGCCUGCCCAUAUUAGAUCUAAGAAGAGAUCUAAUGCUCAAUGGAAAAAAAAAGACAGACAAAUGCAGCAUGCAGAGCAUCUUCAACUCAAUACAGACCAAAAAGAGUACGAGGUAGCCGAGAAGCAUGCCAGAUUAUGGAGACGUUAUAUCCAGGAAGCCCGAAGCAAGUCAGUUCGCCAUCCUAAGCUUUCUGACAUGUCUCCUGCCAUUAUCGCCCGAACAAACUGGAAAUUUGUAGAGGCCUUACUUAAAGAAUGCAAAAUGAGAACAAAAAGAAUGCUGGUUGAAAAGAUGGGACAAGAAGCAGUAGAACUAGGCCAUGGAGAAAUAAGUAUUACUGGCCUGGAAGAGAAUACAAUGAUAGCCAGUUUAUGUGAUCUUUUAGAACGUGUUUGGAGUCAUGGUUUACAGUCAAAACAGGGUAAAUCUGCCUUGUGGUCCCAUUUACUUAGCUACCUUGAAGUUGAAGAAUGUAAAAAUUCAGGAAAACCUAUUGAUCCUAAUUUUCUAACGCCUGCCUUGGCUUGGUGUGUGCUCAGGAAACGGAUUGACUUUCCAGUCCAUCCACAGAACACACGAAGUUUUGGUCUGCCUGAAUUUUUCUUGUCACUUAAAAGUGGGGCUUUCAGCACUAUAGCUAGUCACCUUGCCAACUUUGAUAUAUCAACAUUAGCUUUGGAGGGAGAAUCAUCAUCUAUUCGUAGGGAAAACAAAGACAAAAGAAGACCAAGAACACCCGACCUUCCAGCACUGAAACCUCUUCCUAUAUCACUGGUGUAUGAUGUUAAGAAUGUUCAAGCUAUGACAGAAAUAAAAACCGACAUUGGAUAUGCUAGAGCAUGGGUACGACUAGCAAUGGAAAAGAAGCUUCUCUCAAGACACUUGAAGAAACUGUUAGCCAAUCAAGAAUUACUCAGGAGCCUGUACAAAAGAUAUGCUUUCUUGCGUUGUGAUGAUGAGAAAGAACAGUUCCUUUAUCAUUUGCUCACUCUGAAUGCUGUAGAUUACAAGUCCUUCACCAACACUUUUACCUCUACUGUGAUGCCGUAUCGAGUAGUAAUCUUCCCAAGCCGAAAAAUGAGUGCCUCCACCACCUCAGCAAAUGCUUGGAUCAUUGUUUCUGGUAUUUUGGGAGAAACUGGUUUGAUUGAAUUACCCAAGCAGAGUCUGGAGAUUGUCUUCCAACAUAAAAACCUGGGGAUCCUCACAACACUAAGAAUAGGACAUGACAACACUGGAAUAUCUCCCAAGUGGAUGGUAGAGCAUGUCGUGGUUCGAAAUGAAAUUACAGGGCAUGCUUACAAAUUUCCUUGUGGAAGAUGGCUUGGAAAAGGAGUGGAUGAUGGCAGCACAGAACGUCUUCUGGUGGGAGAGCUUGUUCCAGCUGAUAUAGAUAAUGAAGAACUAACAGAAACUUGUAGAACACCACCACGAUGUAGAUCACCUAGUGUUCCCAGGAGACCCAGUGAGCCAAAGCUUACUGUGCCCGAGAUACAACAGAUUUUGGGAGAUGCUGUAAACAACAUUGUGAAAUAUUUUUACAAGUCUGAAAAAGAGGUAAGCUCAAUAAUGUGCUAAAGUGUUUGGUGUACACUUAAUUUUGUAUAGUUUGUUUUUAAUCUGAAAUUUAAG